AUGGCAACCCAACAAUCUAGCAGCUCGGUGUGCAGAGGACAACGCACUCUGGGUGCCCUAAGGCAUCUCUGGCGGCUGUCGCAGCUCACACAGAGCCCGUCUUCUCCACCUCCGCUUCCCCAGACGACCCCAGAACGCCUCGCAUCUACUUCGGAGAAAACAAUCCUCUACUUGGCCUACGGGUCAAACCUCUCUGCAGAAACCUUCAAAGGAGCUCGAGGCAUCAAGCCCAUUUCCUCAGUCAACGUACAUGUACCUUCUCUCGACCUCACAUUCGACCUUGCCGGCAUCCCAUACAUCGAACCUUGCUUUGCCAACACAAGGUGGCGGGAUCAAAAUGCCCCUCCUUCCGACGACGAUUACCACAAAGACCGAUGGCAUAAGGGUCUGAUUGGCGUUGUAUACGAAGUCACGCCUGAAGACUACAGAAUCAUAAUCGCCACGGAAGGCGGAGGAGCAAGCUACCAAGAUGUCGUAGUUCCGUGCUAUGCUAUACCACCUGGAACCUCGGAAGUGGAUCCCUUACCAAGUGGCUCACCCUUCAAAGCCCAUACUUUAUUACAACCUACGGAUGACGAGAGCAAUCGGAUCAGGACACGAGCUGGCAGGAUUCACAGGCCUGAUCCGAGCUACGCGCAAGCUUCGGCUAGAUAUCUGAAGCUCAUUACAGAUGGAGCAGAAGAACAUUCUCUUCCUGAGGAAUAUUUACAUUACCUGCACAAUAUCAGACCCUAUACAAUCACAACGAGGAGGCAACACUUGGGACAAGCGUUCAUAGUUGGGUUUUGGUCGCCUUUGAUCCUGGCGCUGUUUGGAUUGGGUAAACUCUUCGCAGAUGACGAAGGAAAGAUUCCAGCGUGGUUGGCGUCCAUCAUGGGGACCGUUUUCACUAUCAUGUGGAUGAGCUAUGAUAAGUUGUUAAAGCCUGCUUUUGGAGAUGGGGAGAGGACGAUGGGUGAUGACGAUGAGGAGAAAUGUCGGACGGUGAAGUGGUGCGAGAAGAGUGUUGUUUUGGAGUAA
This is a messenger RNA of Mollisia scopiformis, 1020 nucleotides long. RefSeq lists its product as uncharacterized. Bases 1 to 1020 code for a protein of 339 amino acids. The record is from RefSeq and is a predicted model, not a curated record. NCBI's taxonomy places the organism in Eukaryota, Fungi, Ascomycota, Leotiomycetes, Helotiales, Mollisiaceae. Gene Ontology annotation, molecular function: gamma-glutamylcyclotransferase activity. The transcript has a single exon.